GCUGCCUCCCGCGGGGUCGCGAUGCUCCCAGACCUGGAGGGCGCGCCGGCGGGUGGGGUGCGCGCGCUCCUGCUCCUUCCAGGACAGGCACGUCGCCCCGGGGGUGACUGUGCAUUUGGGUCCGGCGGGGACGCGCUCCGGCCGCAGGGCCGCCUCUCUCAGCCCGGCCACCUGGUGGCACCGCCAGACCCCGCCGCCGGCAGCCGCGAUCCCGGCCCCCGGCCAAGGCCAGGGGUGGGCGGGGCUGAGACCCACGGGGCCGGGGCCAGCCGGCCAGCCCCGCCCGCUCCGCCCCGCCCCGCCCGUGGCUCCAGCGCCGGGUCCUGCGGGGCGGGAAGGACAGACGGACAGUGGCGGGCCACCCGGCUCUCCUCGCCGCUGCGGCAGCGGCCGUGGGGCCGCGCGGCGAGGCCUGAUCCCUGCGGCGCAGCACGGCGGGCGGCGCUGCAGAGUCAGAGGCACCGACUCCCGGAGGUGAGAGUGGUUUCCUGGCGGCUGCUUGGCACACCCGGAGAGCAGGAUUCUUCUCUUCUUUGUGGCCACUCAAUGCCUCUGUGCACCACACCUUCCAGCGGGGGAAGAAGGGAGGAGCUUCUUGGAUGACAAUGGACAUCCCACUGGCCAGGAUGAGGGCAGAGUGUGUGACAUCAACACCACAAGGCAUAGGGAACAGGGCUUUCUCUUCAAGGAGUGAGCCAUUGGAACAGAAGGGGAAGCCUACCUCUUUGCUGAGAGCUGAGCUGAGCCCCCAGUGAGGUGUGGGUUGGGGGCAAGGUUCCGAGCGGAGGAGGGAGCUGUUUCUGAGGGUGCAUGACAGAGCCCCGGGGACCAGGAGCGAUGAGCUACAAGCUGGACGGCACUAGCCUAUCCCAUCAGCACUGAGCAUUCCCAAACGCGGCGCCUCCUGAUCGAGACUGGAUAUGCUUGUAUCGUGUGCAGCGUGACCUGCCUCGUCUCCCUGCCCAGCCAGCUCUCUGCCUCCCGUAUCCACCAUGGUUUUUGGUGAGUUCUUCCAUCGCCCUGGACCAGACGAGGAACUUGUCAACUUGAAUGUGGGGGGCUUUAAGCAGUCCGUGGACCAGAGCACCCUCCUGCGCUUUCCACACACCAGACUUGGGAAGCUGCUCACCUGCCACUCGGAAGAGGCCAUCCUGGAGCUGUGUGAUGACUACAGCGUGGCCGACAAAGAGUACUAUUUCGAUCGGAACCCCUCCUUGUUCCAAUAUGUGUUGAAUUUUUAUUACACGGGGAAGCUGCACGUCAUGGAGGAGCUGUGCGUGUUCUCCUUCUGCCAGGAGAUCGAGUACUGGGGCAUCAACGAGCUCUUCAUCGACUCCUGCUGCAGCAACCGCUACCAGGAGCGCAAGGAGGAGACCCACGAGAAGGACUGGGACCAGAAAAGCAACGAUGUGAGCACCGACUCCUCCUUUGAAGAGUCGUCUCUGUUCGAGAAGGAGCUGGAGAAGUUUGACAAGCUGCGAUUUGGCCGGCUCCGCAAGAAGAUCUGGAUUCGCAUGGAAAACCCAGCCUCCUGCCUGUCAGCCAAGCUCAUCGCUAUCUCUUCCCUGAGCGUGGUGCUGGCCUCCAUUGUGGCCAUGUGUAUCCACAGCAUGUCCGAGUUCCAGAACGAGGAUGGCGAGGUGGAUGACCCGGUGCUGGAAGGGGUGGAGAUCGCGUGCAUCGCUUGGUUCACCAGCGAGCUUGCCAUCCGGCUCAUGGCUGCUCCCUGUCAAAAGAAAUUCUGGAAACACCCUCUGAACAUAAUCGACUUUGUGUCCAUCAUUCCCUUCUACGCCACGUUGGCUGUAGACACCAAGGAGGAAGAGAGCGAGGACAUCGAGAACAUGGGCAAGGCGAUCCAGAUCCUCAGGCUGAUGAGGAUUUUCCGAAUCCUCAAGCUUGCCCGGCACUCAGUAGGGCUUCGGUCUCUCGGUGCCACGCUGAGGCACAGCUACCAUGAAGUCGGGCUGCUGCUCCUCUUCCUCUCAGUGGGCAUUUCCAUCUUUUCUGUGCUCAUCUACUCUGUGGAGAAGGAUGACGACACGUCGAGCCUCACCAGCAUCCCCAUCUGCUGGUGGUGGGCCACCAUCAGCAUGACGACUGUGGGCUAUGGAGACACCCACCCCGUCACCGUGCCUGGGAAGCUUAUCGCCAGCACGUGCAUCAUCUGCGGCAUCUUGGUGGUGGCCCUGCCCAUCACCAUCAUCUUCAACAAAUUCUCCAAGUACUACCAGAAGCAAAAGGACAUUGACGUGGACCCGUGCAGUGAGGACCCGGCAGAGAAGGGUCAUGAGCUCCCUUACUUCAACAUUAGGGACAUGUAUGCCCAGCGGAUGCACGCCUUCAUUAGCAGUCUCUCUCCUGUGGGAAUUGUGGUGGGCGAUCCUGACUCCACAGACGCCUCAAGCAUUGAAGAUGAGGAGGACGUUUAUAACAUGGCGUCCUUGGAGAAUUGCACAGCCAAAUGAGCAGGGACGUUUGUGCCUGUAUCUUGUGUCCCUUCGCGGCGAUAGGUUAACACAGCUUUAUAAACCUCAAUGGGUUCGUUAAAAUCAUUUACUUCUCAGGGCGUACCUUUCAGCCAUAGUUGGACAUUCAUUGCUCCGAAAUGAUAGAAUCGUCUUUAUUUUUCUCAGUGAAGUGAAUUAAAUGCCUUGUUCUGAAAUUUAUUUUUACAAGAAGGAGUUGUGAUAUGCUUUUGGAAAAAAAAAAAAGAUAAGUGGGAUUGGGUGGGAUUUGUUGCUACGGCUUAUGUAUCAUGCUGUGUUUGUCAUCUACUCACAUUGAGCUAUCAAUUACUGACAGUAGAAUCAAAGGCCCAGCUGACUGAAGGCUACAUGCAUGUAAGAUCCACAACAUGAGACAAUGCAUGUAAAUCCAUGUUCACAUUCUAGACAUGGAAAUUAGGAGCCUAAUAAACUGCCUAAUUCAGUACGGAGAAUGUCUUGGUUGUAUGUUUGUAUGUCAAAUGAGUACAUUUCAAUAUGCUCAAAACUGGCUUGGGGGGAAAUGAUCUGUUUGGAGCCCCGAGAGUCCUUUCUGUUUGUUUUUGAGUUUUGGAUAUACAUCAACAAUGGGCCAGUGUUUUUUUUAAAAUUUUAUUUCAGAGAGGGAGGGAGGGAGAGAGAGAGAUAGAAACAUCAAUGAUGAGAGAGAAUCAUUGAUCGGCUGCCUCCUGUAUACCCUACACUGGGGAUCGAUUCCACAACCCAGGCAUGUGCCCUGACCAGGAAUCAAACCUUGACCUCCUGGUUCAUAGGUCGACGCUCAACCACUUAGUCAUGCCAGUUAGGUGGGCUAGUUAUGUUUUGGUUCAAGAGGCUCUGCUUGAUGGUGGUCAGUAGGUAGAAGACAGUGUCUGUGAUAAAGCACACUGUCCAGUGUAAACUGGCUAAACAUGACCAUGUUUAGGACAUAGUCAAAUUAGCGUCUAUGAAUGAAACAUGGGCCCCUACAGAUAUGUUUCCAGUAUAUUCGACUGCUAAGAUAAAAUCUCGUCACCUGAAAAUUGUGCAGAGCAGAGUAAACCUCCACACUCACAGGCAGAGAUGCAUUCAGUUACUGGAAGAAAGAAAUGUACAAACACACACAUGUGAUUCACUACGCCCAGAGGAGUGAAACUUAAAUCACUGGAAAAGGCUAUACCAGUACCUACAGAAUGAGCCAACAUUUAAAAAUAGCUCUAGAGACAGUAAUGUCUGCAUCUUAUGUAGAAACUCCUCAUUACAGAAGAAGACAUACAGACUCAUUUCCAGGGCAGUGAUAGCAAUUCCAUCCCAUGCGGAGAGAAUUCAGCUGAAGCCUCCAUUUCGGAGCUGUCCGGUGACCCUGUCCGGCUGGGUUCUUUGCCUGAGAUCUUUAGAACGGAAGAGCCACAUGGAUUUCUUAUCCACCUUUUUAUGUUUGCAGAUGGAUCUCAUUGAAAGGACGUUGUCUGUAGGUUAUCUGAUGAAGGUACCUGACUCAUCACUCCUCUUAAUGUUUCCGCGACUUCUGAGGUGGAAAUAACUGAACAGGGUUUAUUGUCACUUUUGAAUCUGGAGGCUUAUUACUUGUAUGAGUGUCAUCCUUUGGCCCAUUAAAAGAAGCAUUUCUUUCCCCACGAAUGCCUUUGAUGUUGGCAGAAAUAUAGUUUUGAAGCAUAGCAAUAGAAUCGGGAUCUGUUUUUAUUAAAGACUUCAGUUACUAGUGAAGUAACGAAGACUGCUUAUGUAGUAAUAAUAACAGUAAUGGUAGUAAUAAAUAAUAAAGUAGUGCCCUAGCUGGUUUGGCUCAGUGGAUAGAGCAUCGGCCUGCAACUGAAGGGUCCCGGGUUCGAUUCUGGUCAAGGGCACAGGCCCAGAAUGUGGGCUUGAUCCCCAGUAGGGGAUGUGCAGGAGGCAGCAAUCAAUGAUUCUUUCUCAUUAUUGAUGUUUCUGUCUCGGCCUCUCCCAUCUUCUCUGAAAUCAAUAAAAAAAUAUAAAAAAUAAUAAAGUAGUAAUAACAGCAACAGCAAUAACAGUGAGCUACUAUGUAAGAGCUUUACCUAUAUAAUCUCAUUUAUUUAUUCCUUACACUAUUCCCAGGACCAAGGGUUUAUUACUGUCUCCAUUUUAAGAUGAGGAAACCGAGGGUCACAGGAAGAGGGGCUUGCUUAUGGUCACACAGUGAUGGAUGGAAUUGGGCUGAGACCUGGAGCGAUUCCAGAGCCUAGGCCUUGACCACAGCAUGGCGCUGCCUCCGGCUCUGCUGUGCUCGGAGUGGGUUUAAGGGCAUUUCAGGACAGACAUCAUCUGAAGACAAAGUGCAACAAACUAUCAGACUUUGACUUUUCCAGUAAGCGAGUCAAAAGGGGAAAAUGCUGACUUAGGUACCUUUGCUCUCCUGAUCCACAACACAGACUUGUUUGUUUAGAGCAGUGUUUUCUAGGAUGUUCUUGACAACUGGAAUAGGCUCUGACCCUUCCUUGGCCAGCGGCAGACGCAGUGGGAGAGCUGUGGUUCUAUACAAAUCUAGGAAUCUUGUGGGUUCUGAAGGUGAGCUUCCAAACCUAGACCCUUCUACUGUGGGCGGUUGUGGUUGGAGCAUAUAGUUGUGUUAUCAGGUAUUGAUUCCUGGUGGUGGCUUGCCAGAGCACUCAGCAGUGUGUGGAGUAGUGUCUUCCUUCUGGGUUUGGCCACCUGGCAAUCCCUCCCUAGAACUUUCUCACCUCAGUUCCCACCGUGAUCUCCUGUCAGAGACUCGGAAGUGUCAUCAGGGCUCUAGGGACAAAGAGCUGCAGUGUCUUGUGUUAUGCCACUCUUACUUUCCUGCAAUCCAUGCAGCUCACCUAUUUUCUUUCUUUUUAAGAAAUAUUUAUUGUUAAGAUUAUUACAGAUGUCCCUCUUUUACCCCCCCAUUGCCCC
Molecule: messenger RNA, 5384 nt
Organism: Myotis daubentonii (Daubenton's bat)
Lineage: Eukaryota; Metazoa; Chordata; Mammalia; Chiroptera; Vespertilionidae
Gene: KCNS3
Product: potassium voltage-gated channel modifier subfamily S member 3
Biological process (GO): protein homooligomerization; action potential; potassium ion transmembrane transport
Cellular component (GO): voltage-gated potassium channel complex; membrane
Molecular function (GO): voltage-gated potassium channel activity; protein binding
Source: RefSeq, a predicted model, not a curated record